AUGCCUCAUAGAGCAACUUACAUUUUCCCGCGUCAUUUUCCAGAGCGAGGAUUCGAUGAAUCAUCUAAAAAGCUAUUAGAUCACGAUAAGGACAAAAUCGUCAAUUCAAUCAAAUCUGUAACCGAAAGCGACAUUCAAAGCAGUAACCAACUUUCGUCGUUUACUCCUCCGUCAACUAAACACGACGUCAUUUUCUCCUCCGGCAAAUUCUCUAACUCCGAUAUACUCCGAAUCAAACAAAAGCAGAUAGCGGCUUUCUGUGACUGGUUCAUCGACAAGAAAAGAAAUCACUCCGGUUACCAGACUCACCAUCUCCGCCGCCGCUCGUCGAUCUCCGAUGAUGAUCAUGAUCACGACUUUCUUCUUCAUCAUCCGGAGAAAGACAUUGCAAUCGACCGGAAUUUUGAUCGCCAGGUUUCGCUUCCGAGGCUAUCGAGUGAUAGUAGUUAUGCAGGGAGCUUGUUUUCCAGUGACAUUAAGGAGGAAACACCGUUGUCUCAAGUCUCCACCGUUACCACCACCACGGUGAGGAGGCAGAAGGAUGAAGAUGAAAAAAAAGAGGUGUUUGCUAAGGAGUGUAAUGAAAGCUACAUCUUGCAGCUUAAGUUAGCAAAGAGGCUAACUUGUUUGGCAAGUCUCGUAACGGAACCUGUUCUUACUCAUGGCACUGAAACUUGGGAUGCUAAAUCUGUUUCGUAUCGUCUUUGGGUGAGUGGGUGCUUGUCAUACACAGACAAGAUAAGUGAUGGUUUUUACAACAUACUGGGGAUGAAUCCGUAUCUUUGGGUGACGUGCAAUGACGAGGAGGAAGGUAAGAAGGUACCUAGUUUGUUGGCGCUUAAAGCGGUUGAACCAAGCGAGACGUCUAUGGAGGUGGUGCUUGUCGAUAGGCACCUAGAUUCUCACUUGAAGAUGCUUCAUGAUAAAGCUCAGGAGUUGUAUUGUUCUUCAGAGAACACACUGGUGUUUGUUGAACAGCUUGGAAAACUUGUUGCCAUAUAUAUGGGGGGUAUAUUCCCAGUGGAGCAAGGAGAUCUCCACAAGAGGUGGAGGUUGGUUAGUAAGAGGCAGAAGAAUUUUCACAAGUGUGCUGUGCUUCCCAUUGGCAGUUUAUCUUCUGGGCUUUGUAGGCAUCGAGCAAUUCUCUUCAAGAGAUUGGCUGAUUACAUAGGGUUGCCUUGUCGCAUAGCUCGUGGUUGCAAGUAUUGUGCUGCAGAUCACAGAUCUUCUUGCCUAGUCAAGAUUAAAGAUGAGAAGCAGCUCUCAAGGGAAUAUGUUGUCGACCUAGUUGGGGAACCAGGAAAUGUCCAUGGCCCAGAUUCCUCCAUUAAUGGAGCAUAUGUUUCUUCGAUUCCUUCUCUGUUUCAAAUUUCUCAUUUUAAGGAAUUACAAUCACCAUAUAACGAUGAUGAAGCAAGUUCUCAACCACCUAUUAGUUUCAAUCAAAGUUCUUGUAUUCCUGAAACUCAUCCUUAUUCGGGUUGUGGACAGAUCGAUCAACAAGUUAAAGAAACGGAUUUGUUGAAAGUUCACCAGGGCUCCAUAUGUGCUUCAGCUGAUCAACCCUGUGAAGGAACCAGCCCACUUCUAAUUCCUUUUGGUUUAAAAGAGAAUGAUGAGGAAUGUGCAGUUCUAGGUUCAAUUUUGCCUACCAUUCACGAGGAUGUUUCCAAAGUUUUUCCUCCCACCAGAACAUCAUUACAUGAAUAUCCAAGGCUUAGUGAAGAGGCAGUUGUAUUAGAAGAAAAUUCCAGCAAUGAAAUCAUCGUAACCGGAUGUUCUGUGGUAAAAAGUACUUUCAAGCAAUGUAUACUUAGUUCCUCAUGCCAACCAGAACUGAAGCCGUUGGACGAUAACAUUGAAAACCAAGACUAUGUACCAGCUGGGAGUAUUCCAAGAUAUGUGAAUCUUGAACCAUCAUUGGCAAUGGACUGGCUUGAGAUAUCAUGGGAUGAUUUACGUAUUAAAGAGCGUGUUGGUGCUGGCUCGUUUGGAACUGUGCACCGCGCUGAAUGGCAUGGAUCAGAUGUUGCAGUCAAGGUUUUAACAGAUCAGGAUUUUCAUGAUGAUCACUUGAAGGAGUUUCUGAGAGAGGUUGCAAUAAUGAAACGUGUUCGCCAUCCAAACGUGGUGCUUUUCAUGGGUGCAGUUACAACACACCCCAAUCUAUCAAUAGUGACAGAGUAUUUGCCUAGGGGUAGUUUAUACCGCCUCAUACAUAGGCCAGCAUCUGGUGAACUUCUGGAUAGUAGGAGAAGAUUACGAAUGGCUUUGGAUGUGGCUAAAGGAAUCAAUUAUCUCCAUUGUCUUAAACCUCCAAUCGUGCACUGGGAUCUGAAAUCCCCAAACUUGUUAGUGGACAAAAAUUGGACUGUGAAGGUUUGUGAUUUUGGAUUGUCCAGAUUUAAGGCAAACACUUUCAUACCCUCAAAAUCGGUUGCCGGAACACCUGAGUGGAUGGCCCCUGAAUUUCUUCGCGGAGAACCUUCAGAUGAGAAAUCUGACAUAUACAGUUUUGGAGUUAUCCUGUGGGAGCUUGUGACCAUGCAACAACCAUGGAGUGGACUUAGCCCUCCCCAGGUGGUUGGAGCUGUUGCUUUCCAGAAUAGGAAGCUUGCUAUCCCUCCAAACAUCUCCCCAGUGUUUGCCUCCCUAAUGGAAUCUUGUUGGGCUGAUGACCCUGCUCAGCGCCCAUCUUUUGGUGGCAUAAUUGAUACACUAAAGAAGCUGCUGAAGUCUCCAACAGAGAUGAUAAAGAUGGGUGAUACGCGCAACCCAUAA
Vicia faba (fava bean) is the source of this 2781-nucleotide messenger RNA. NCBI's taxonomy places the organism in Eukaryota, Viridiplantae, Streptophyta, Magnoliopsida, Fabales, Fabaceae. The record is from the annotation of a GenBank genome assembly.